UACUGGUUCAAAGUAUCACAGGAAGCUUGUGAUGCGCCCAACAGAUAGGUAUACAAAGAUAUAAAGGCAUUUGAAUGUGACCAUGGCUGUACCUUAUAUUGCUACACUCGGAUUUUUCACCGUUAUAUAUGGAUGUUUGUUUUGUACCGGAUUUCCGAUAGGUCAUGUAGACACUUCCGUGGAAAGGUAUAAACAGACAAUGCCGGAACUCAAUUCUUCACUAUACAAAAGGGAUUGGCCAAUUACCAUUCCCUAUUGUGCCAAUCAUUUCCAUGACGACGUGGACAGUGUUUCUGUCUCUCCCCACCACGUACAAGGCACUGCUGGGGAUCCGCCCCUCAAAAACUGGGACCUCAUGGAAAAGAUAUGGGGCAGGAUCUGGUCGAUCCCGGUGACCAUUCUUAUUUUUUUUAGCAUGUGUAUGUGCUUCAAGGAAAGAAAAUACAGACAAGAUUUCAAGAGUGAACACCACCAGCAGGUUUGGUUUUGUGGGACAUUACAACAGAGAGAAACGAUACCGUGCAUACCUAAUGUUGGAAACACAUGCUAUAUGAAUGCGGUUCUGCAGGCUCUUUGCUGGACACCAAACUUCAGAGAACAAUUACAAACAUCCACAGAAUCAUUAGGUCCGGAUGAUCUAACUUGUACAGAUCAACGAAACUAUGAAGAUCGAAAAACAAACGGAGGGAACACGCCAAGCCCAAGGAUAGAUCGGUCCUUACUAGCACUGGUUAAGAAUGUCCAGGAUGGAAAGCGUGUGCCAGAAACAUUACCAAAAGCCAUACUCUGUGAUAUUCGACAACUCAAUGACAUAUUCCAGGGCCACAACCAGCGCGAUAGCUAUGAAUUAUUCAAUACUGUUAUAAAUGGACUGGAAGAUUUAUCACUGAAAAUGGUAUCCGGUGAUCAUGCACACGAAAAAGGUGCACAGAGCCAUGGUACUAGGCCAGUAGAAUCUUUGGAAGAAGAGCAACGCCGUUGUUGCAAUUGGAUGACCUUUACCAACUUUCGAGCUCUUAAGGAUCGAGAACAGUGUAUGAAUGCAUCUCCAGUAUCUCGUCUAUUUGGAGGCGUUUUCGUCACCGUCUUCACAUACAGUUCAUGCCAGCAUGUUGAGACAUCAUUCCAGAGAUUCACCAGUAUCCCUGUUCAAACAGAAAAAAAUUAUAAAGGAUCUUCUUUCCAAAAGCUGAAGCCACAUGGUAAUCAUGUAGAGAACUCAAAAGGUCAGCAGCAACCUUGGCAAACCCUGCCUUGUCUCCGCACUUUGAAUUCCAAAGGACGGGGACAGACAGACUUGGAGACUGGUCUUGCGCAAUGGACAGACAUAAACGAAAAUUUGGGCAAUCUGAGAUGUAGACUUUGUCCGAGCAAAAGCGAACCAGAUACCAACACGUUGACCAGAACCAGGCUAAUGCUUCUCUCAUUACCUCCUGUAUUGGUGUUUCAAUUCAACAGAUAUACAAAGGACAAUGGAAAACUAAAGAAAUUUGAGGAAUAUUUGAGUUACCCGGAAUAUCUUGACGUCGCACCAUUUUGUUCUUCGGCAUUUGAAAUUUUGGGUGACAAAGACCAUAAGGCCAUCUGGUACCGUCUCUAUGGUAUUGUAUGUCACCAUGGGUCAAUAAAAGGAGGUCAUUACACAUCUCGUGUUCGGACAACUGGCCAUCACAAAGAAGAUCUGAAGACAAGGUUCCUUACUCAAGACUGGAAUGAUCCAGAGAGGUGUGCCCAAGAAAUGUUGACUUUCUGGACAAAAACACAAGACAAUGAUACAGAUAAUGAUGGUGACACUGACAGCAUUAAGAAAGAACAGGAAAACAGGGAAUCACACAGCAAAAAUAACAAUAGCACUCCUAAAGAGGACACUUGGUACACUGUUAGUGAUACAAGAGCUCAACGAUGCACAAAACAGGAUGCUCUUUAUGAAUCUAGUGCAUAUAUUUUGAUGUAUGAACGCUUGUGAACCCGUUUUGCUGAAACCCCAAUAACACCUAGCCAUGUUCCCACAUCUAACGACGUCAAGGACAAUUUUGGAGGACACAAUGAGAACACAAUAAGAACUUGUACAAUAUAGAACAAACUCUGAAGUAACUGAUAAUUGAUUCUCCCACCAAAUGAUUACUUGAAAAUGAUCAUUGUCUCAGACAAUAAUAUUUGUAAUAUCUAGCUGCAUGCAAUACAGAAACUGAAACAAUCGAACGUCUUUUAUCAAACCUACCAACUGUGGAAAAAUUAAUAACCAGAAUUUUCUAUAAAACUAUAGUAAAGUAACUGAUUUUAGAUAAGAAAUGGCACUUUUUAGAGAGACAACUAGCUUUAAUUCAUUUAACCUUUUAAUUAAAUUUCAGUCCUAUUUGUGAAACUCUACAAAUACUCUGUAUAUAGGGAGGAAAAAACAAAGGCUGAGUCUGGAUGGUUUGAAUGAGUUUUGGCAUUAAAAUAUGAUAUUGAAAAGAAAACUGUCAAUAAAAGAUGUAUAUAUUGAAUGAUUUGAUCAAAUAUGGAUGGAAUUGAAAUAGACAUUUAAAAAGUAUGUUUUUAUGGUACUUUUUUUUAAUGCUAUUGCUGUAUGAAAAUGGAUAAAUGGAUGAUAACUUAAAUAUUGGGGUAAAUUUACACAAACUAUCAUAUUAGAUAGGUUUGUUUUGAUUCCAACCUUUCAGAUAUCUUAUGUGGUACAUGUAGCUGUAAUUUAUUAUUGAUAUUGAUCAUAUUUACAUAUUUGAGAAAAAAUACAUAAUAUAUGUUUGUAAGCCUUUUUCUGUGUCCUGCAAUAAAGAAGU
Pecten maximus is the source of this 2786-nucleotide messenger RNA. Its product is annotated as ubiquitin carboxyl-terminal hydrolase 16-like. Gene Ontology annotation, biological process: protein deubiquitination. Gene Ontology annotation, cellular component: nucleus; cytosol. The record is from RefSeq and is a predicted model, not a curated record. The transcript has 15 exons. Bases 83 to 1966 code for a protein of 627 amino acids. NCBI's taxonomy places the organism in Eukaryota, Metazoa, Mollusca, Bivalvia, Pectinida, Pectinidae. Gene Ontology annotation, molecular function: cysteine-type endopeptidase activity; cysteine-type deubiquitinase activity.